UCUGUGGAGGGAGUUUUUUCCAAGAUCUGUGCUUAUAAAUAUGAAUGAAGAACAGCAGGAUUCGGAACAAGAAUCUCAAGCCCGAUUCAAUUAUGACAGAUGCGAGAAAGAUGAAAAGCAAAAGAGAAGAAAUAGUGACAGAUCACAUUCUUCAGAUCGCUCAAUAUGCGGCCGCCAUUAAGCUGGAUCAAACUGUAACAGAACGCGCUCAGACAAUUUAUAGAGAUUUAUCUGAGAAAACAGUGGUGAGGAAAGUUAAAAUGUGCGCCCUUCACCUCGCUUGCAUCUACAUCGCCGCGAAACAACUUCACAGAAUGAAGACAAUGGAGGAAUUAGCAGCGUCUGUUAAAGAUUUUCAGAUUGUGAGCAAAGCUGACAUUUAUAGGGCAAUGAGAUACAUUAAAAAAUAUACACCAGAGGCCACUUUUGCUACCAAUUUAUCAGUCGGCAGCUGCUCUUCUGCUGAUGAGGAGAAAGAAAUUGAUAAAUUUGUUGGCAGCGAGUCGGUUAGGGCUUAUCUGGCUCACCUUUCACAGCUUCUGAAAUCUUCAAAUUUGGUGGACUGUGAGAUGAUUAACUGUGCAGAGAAAAUGGCGGCCGAGGCGGCUCAAAAUUUGGGGGUUUGUACUACGAGAGCCGGGCCUCACACUCAGGCAGCGACUUUGCUGUGGAUUUGUUCGCAUUUUGUUGAGAAGAAAGAAGCAGUGGAUGUAAAUUUGGUGGCUCAGCAUUCUGUGGGAAAAUACACCAUUCGUAACGCUUUCUAUGAUAUGCUUCCUCAUUUGCCGGCUUUGGUUCCGCAGAAUUUGCUUUCUAAAGAUGUUUUGGAGAAGCUUCAAGCUACCUGGGCUGGAUGCCGCCAUCACUUACCUUGAAAUGGAAAUUUUGUGUUUCUUUAAGCGGAUUUUAGGAGGAAUUCAAAGAUGGAUUUCCAACUUCAGUACAUCAAGGGUCAAAUUGACCGGCUGCUCAAAACUAAUAAAAUAUUUCUAGCUCAAGAUCUUUGGCAUCUCUUGCAAACAUAUUGGUGUUGCUGGUCUAUUCUUUUACUGUUCAUGCUACUGUGCUAUUUUGGGAUUUGUAAGUCUGUAUUUUUUGGUCUGCUCUUCAUGAUCAGCACAUUUAUGAGACUGCUUAUUAGUUGCUGUAAUGUUUAAGACAGAUUUCAUUGUGAACUUUUUGAUAGUUUUUUUGACGAUCUUAAUCAAACUGAUUUACUGCAUUUUCUUGAAUUGUUUAUGGUUAAAAGUCA
Messenger RNA from Cryptomeria japonica (Japanese cedar), 1252 nucleotides. RefSeq names its product transcription initiation factor IIB-1. Gene Ontology annotation, biological process: transcription preinitiation complex assembly; DNA-templated transcription initiation. NCBI's taxonomy places the organism in Eukaryota, Viridiplantae, Streptophyta, Pinopsida, Cupressales, Cupressaceae. The transcript is spliced from 2 exons. The record is from RefSeq and is a predicted model, not a curated record. Gene Ontology annotation, molecular function: TBP-class protein binding. Gene Ontology annotation, cellular component: nucleus; transcription preinitiation complex. Bases 45 to 875 code for a protein of 276 amino acids.